GAAACUUCGAUGGGGCGAUUCUUCGUCCGUAGGCUGCCACCGAUCUGGCCCUUUUUACUUUGGCUGGUCGUCUUUUAUUCGGUUUGGCUCGGCAUUGUUGCCGUGGGUAAUCACUGGGGAACGCUCGCCUCACAUUGGCCGAUUGCGUUGACUAUGUCCUUGGGAUCGUAUGUCGCCGGAUCGACUCCCAUGGGCGGCGGCACCGUCGCGUUUCCAGUGUUAGUACUGCUGUUCGAGAUGCCAGGCGCACUCGGUCGAAACUUCGGCCUGGCCAUCCAAUCGAUCGGCAUGACUUCGGCCGCCAUUUACAUCUUGUCGACACAUCGUCCGGUCGAUUGGGGACUGCUUCGCCCUGCCCUGCUAGGUUCAUUGAUCGGCACACCGUUGGGAGCAGCCUUUAUUGCUCCACAUGUUCCCGAUUUGUGGGUGAAACUUAUCUUUGGCGUGAUUUGGGCCAGUUUCGGUAUCAUGCACCUGGUAAAGCUCAAGGAACUCACCACGAAUCAAGGCAUGCAUCACCGCAGCAAGUCAUUCGAUCCGGCCAUCGGUUUGACGAUUGGUAUCUUUGGCGGGAUCGCCUCUUCGAUCACCGGGGUAGGCAUCGACAUGAUGAUCUAUGCGACGUUGGUUUUGCUGUACCGAUCCGAUUUGAAGAUUGCCAUUCCAACGUCAGUUAUCUUGAUGGCGUUCACCUCCCUGGUUGGAAUUGGUACGAACGUUUUGCUAUCCCAGAUUAGCCCUAGCCAGUUUGCAAUCGCUCCAGAGGUUUACACUAACUGGUUGGCGGCCGCGCCGAUUGUCGCGUUGGGAGCACCGUUUGGCGCGUUGGUCGUCAACUUAAUCAGCCGAACCCCAACGCUAGUGGUCGUGUCGAUCUUGUGUAUCGGCCAAUUCGUUUGGACACUCAUCCACGAGUAUGUCACCGGCGUCGCGUUAUUGGGGGCGCUCGUUGGCGUAGCAGUAUUCAUCUUGCUGUUCCAAGCUUUGUAUUCCGCUGCCAAGUUCGUGGAAAGAUCAGAGACUCUAUCGGACACAGCUCGUACAGGAGAUAUGCUGGAAAGUUUUGAUGAAGCAUCAUGA
Messenger RNA from Symbiodinium sp. CCMP2456, 1080 nucleotides. NCBI's taxonomy places the organism in Eukaryota, Dinophyceae, Suessiales, Symbiodiniaceae. The record is from the annotation of a GenBank genome assembly.